This is a messenger RNA of Colletotrichum destructivum, 657 nucleotides long. RefSeq lists its product as uncharacterized. The transcript has a single exon. Bases 161 to 496 code for a protein of 111 amino acids. NCBI's taxonomy places the organism in Eukaryota, Fungi, Ascomycota, Sordariomycetes, Glomerellales, Glomerellaceae. The record is from RefSeq and is a predicted model, not a curated record.
CUUUCUUCCUUGCGCCUUUGCCGUUUCCGAUGCGUGCUCAUGGCCUCGUAUGCCUUUUCUCUCUUCCUUCUCGCGUCCGGUUGUUGUCGUUCGUAUAUCCUAGGCGAUCGGGACAGCGGGCCGAGGGUUGUGAGCCUGCGCUGAAGAGCCCCUUUCCGAAAUGGAGCCGGACGUCACGCCUCCUGGUGAAGGCAGCGUCGGAUUCCCCGUCCGUGGACUCGGACGAUGGAGAGACCAGAGGGCCUCUCGGACAGUUUGGACACCUGUGAGCUUCAUCACCGUCGGAGACCGGCGGGACGGGCCCCGGGGGCUAUUUCAUAUUUCCGUUCCCAAGGAAUGCCGAUGGCCGGCUUCUGGCUGGUGUACCAUGUUGAAGACAUGGUUUGACGAGGUAUGGGUCAAAUGGGUUGGUCACUAUUGUCAUUUUCAUCCAGGUAGGCACAGCCAUCGCGCAUACUGCCACUAUGCAAUACGAUCCAUGGGACUGCUGCAAUAACGGGCUGCAGUCCUUAUACAUUGCUCCAUGCCAGGACCCUCCUCCUCUUCCUCCUUCUUCUUCUUCUUUAACUAGAGAGACACAGAGUGUCGUCUGUCGCGAGUCGUUAGACCACACUUAACACCGUCAGCCGGCUGCGUCCCGGCUCUGUAAUUCGUGCC